GCGUUGCUUUACUGCCAUGACAAAAUAGCAUCACGUGACUUUAGUCCACAGCUAAGUGAAGAGUUUGAUGCGCAUAAUGGAGACGAACAAACCGAACAUGUUACUGUAAUACAGUUUAUAAAAACAAGCGAACCACUUGGUGCAACUUUACAAUACAACGACGAGACGGGUUCUUUACAAAUAGCAAGAAUCAUGGUCGGCGGGGCAGCAGAUAGAAGUGGGUUGUUACAUAUUGGUGAUGAAAUUUUAGAAGUUGCUGGUAAUAGUGUGCGAGAUAAAACACCGGAUGAAGUUGUACAAAUGCUGGGCAAGAUGACUGGUUCGAUCUCAAUGAAAAUUGUCUCAGGGGCUAGUAGGCUUGUCACACUCAGAGAAAGUAAGAUGAGAGUGCGGGCAUUCUUUGAUUAUAAUCCAAUCAAUGACGUCUUGAAUCCAUGUCCCGAUGCUGGCUUGAACUUUUGUCGAGGGGAGGUCUUGCACAUUGUGAGUCAAGACGACCCCUGGUGGUGGCAAGCACGAAAGGAGGGGGAGCUAACUGGUAAAACCGGACUCAUACCUGCGAGGCAGCUUCAAGAAAGGACUGAAAUGAUGAAGCGUUACCAUAGCGACGAAGAUUUACGUGACUGUACAGGGCGCUCUUCUCGUGGAACAAGUCCUUGUCGAAUUAGCCCUAAAGUACCUCGAUCCCGAAGAAUAAAGAAAACAAUGUAUCAGGCGCAGCACAGUGGAGGUACACCUGAGAUCUACCGUAGAG
Ruditapes philippinarum (Manila clam) is the source of this 754-nucleotide messenger RNA. Its product is annotated as MAGUK p55 subfamily member 7-like. The record is from RefSeq and is a predicted model, not a curated record. The annotation marks the transcript as partial. Gene Ontology annotation, molecular function: protein binding. The transcript is spliced from 7 exons. NCBI's taxonomy places the organism in Eukaryota, Metazoa, Mollusca, Bivalvia, Venerida, Veneridae. Gene Ontology annotation, cellular component: plasma membrane; cell-cell junction.